Messenger RNA from Colletotrichum godetiae, 1269 nucleotides. RefSeq names its product XPC-binding domain-containing protein. The coding region runs from base 1 to 1269 and encodes 422 amino acids. Gene Ontology annotation, cellular component: nucleoplasm; cytosol. Gene Ontology annotation, biological process: proteasome-mediated ubiquitin-dependent protein catabolic process; nucleotide-excision repair. Gene Ontology annotation, molecular function: polyubiquitin modification-dependent protein binding; damaged DNA binding; proteasome binding. Lineage: Eukaryota; Fungi; Ascomycota; Sordariomycetes; Glomerellales; Glomerellaceae. The transcript has 6 exons. The record is from RefSeq and is a predicted model, not a curated record.
AUGAAGGUCACAUUCAAGGUAUGCCCAGCUCCGAGCCUCCUCCCCCACCACCACCUAGGCCAUGAUGGCAUUGCGCCUCACCACAGCUUCAACCUUGAGCUUCUACUAAUCAUAUCGGCUGUUUUCCAGGACUUGAAGCAACAAAAGUUCACGCUUGACGUUGAGCCCACCGACCCUAUUUCGGUUGUCAAGCAGAAGAUUUCUGGAGAGAAGGGAUGGGACCCCAAGGACCAGAAGCUUAUCUACUCUGGCAAGAUCCUCAAGGACGACGACACGGUCGAGUCCUACAAGAUUGAGGAAAAGGGCUUCGUUGUCUGCAUGGUCAACAAGGCACCCAAGCCCGCCCCGGCCGCCGAGUCCUCAUCUGCGCCCGCCGUCCCCGCUACGCCCGCUCAGCACGUCGCUGCUACGCCGGCUGCUCCUCCCGCUCCCGCUGCUCAGGCUGCUGCCCCUGCUGCGGCUCCCGCUACGCCGACUCCGGCCGCUAGAUCUACCGGUGGCGAUGCCGGCAAUAACGACCCGUCAAUGGCCAUGGGCGCUCAGCGCCAGGAGGUGAUUGCCAAUAUGGAGGCCAUGGGUUUCGAGCGCGCCCAGAUUGACGCCGCCAUGCGCGCCGCCUUUUACAACCCCGACAGAGCCGUCGAGUACCUGCUCAGCGGCAUCCCCGAAGACGUUCAGGAGGAGCAGGCACAGCGACAGGCCGCUGCUGCGGCGCCCGUCCAGCCUUCUGGUGGUGCGCCCGCUGGCGGCGAUGACGGCAACGUCAACCUCUUCGAUCUUGCCGCCCAGUCGCGUGGUGGUAGCGGUGGUGGUGGUGGACGUGGCGCCUCCGCUGGCAACACCCAGGCCGCCGCCGCUGCUGCUGCCGCUGCUGCCGCCCAGGGUGGCUUCGGCAACCUGGACUUCCUCAGAAACAAUGCUCAGUUCCAGCAGCUGCGCCAGGUCGUCCAGCAACAGCCCCAGAUGCUGGAGCCUAUCCUUCAGCAGCUCGGCGCCGGCAACCCCCAGCUUGCUCAACUGAUCGCGAACAACCCCGACCAGUUCCUGCAGCUUCUCGGCGAGGAGGUUGACGACGACGUGCCUCUGCCCCCCGGUGCGCAGGCCAUCCAGGUCACCGAGGAGGAGCGCGACGCCAUUGAACGGUUAUGCCGUCUCGGCUUCGACCGUGACGCUGCCAUCCAGGCCUACUUUGCCUGCGACAAGAACGAGGAGCUCGCGGCAAACUUCCUCUUCGACCAGCCCGAUGACGACGAUGCGCCCCAGAACUAA